Molecule: messenger RNA, 2152 nt
Organism: Anopheles darlingi
Lineage: Eukaryota; Metazoa; Arthropoda; Insecta; Diptera; Culicidae
Gene: por
Product: protein-serine O-palmitoleoyltransferase porcupine
Exons: 1
Coding region: 315-1814 (499 amino acids)
Biological process (GO): protein palmitoylation; lipid modification; canonical Wnt signaling pathway
Cellular component (GO): membrane; endoplasmic reticulum
Molecular function (GO): Wnt-protein binding; palmitoleoyltransferase activity
Source: RefSeq, a predicted model, not a curated record
UGUUUUGAUUUUUCCUGAUCCAAAAUUCCGCACGAUUUAGCAGCGAUUUUCUCUCGUUUUCCGGCUCUUAAUGACUAACAAUUAGUGAACGCGCAAUUCCGCACAGUAUUAAUGCGUUUGUGAUAAAAAUCAGUUUAUUUACUGCUCCAUACACAACGGUCUGUGGGCAAAUGGAGGCAAUUUUGUUCGAUACGCAUCAAAUUAAGUGAAGCUGGUGGACAAAUGUUUAGCAUCAAUUUUGUUUCGUGAAGUUGGACUAAGCGGACACGUCGUGAUUCGUGUGGUAGAGUGUCGUGUGCAGCCAAGUAUCCGGAAUGGAUUACGAUUAUUACGAUGACUACUACGAGGAAUACUACGACCAAUCGGAUGCACCGAGGCGGGCCUUCCAGCGCGAGAUGAAUCUCGAGGAAACGAUCGAAAGCUGUGUGCAUCCGUCGUUUCAGUUUGCCCUGGAGUACACCCUUAAUUUUGUCGUGACAAAUGUUCUCUUCAGCGUGGCCGUACGGCUAUUCAACCGUAAAUUGGCCCCCCAGCGGUACCUGCAUUUGCUGAGCUGCCUUUUCGGUGCGGCGCUCAUGUAUCGCGUGAUGGACUAUGGUUAUUUUCAUUUCCUGCAGCUAGCGAUCUCGCUAUACCUGGUACAAUUGGCACUGAACCGCUGGGUUGUCGACUCACGCAAUCGCCACAUCAAACCCUCAUUCGUGGUCACCUUCUGUGGUAUAGUGAACCUGCUGCUUAGCGAGCUACUGGCGCCUUCGCCCGAAUCCUGGAAUAGAGUACGAGGCACACAAAUGAUACUGCUAAUGAAGAUACUCUCGCUUUCCUUCGAUAUCGACGAUAACGGUACGACGAGGAAUCAUCUAAACCUGCUUUCUUACGCUGGCUACAUCCUUUGUCCGGCAAACGUUAUCCUUGGACCGUGGAUUUCGUUUAGUGAUUAUCUUGCCAUAUGGAGAAGUACACCGGCUGACACGAAAGGAGCACGAUCCGCGUCCGUUGGUCGCCAGUUGGUGAUCUAUGUAUUCCGAGUAUUCACUAGCGCCCUCCUAUCGAUCGGGUUUCUGCUAACAUCCAACUGCUUCAUCGACUAUUUGCUCGGUCCGACCGGAAACAGCUGGAAAUGGAUUCGAGCGUACAGCAGAGCUCUAUCCUUCCGCACCAGCCAUUACUUCGUCGCCUACCUUUCGCAAUGCACGAUGAUUGCGGCCACCAUCGAACGGAACAGAGGAUCAACGGACGACCCGCGUGAAUCGUGGAUGAUACCAAGCUCAUCUAUUUACCGUGUAACAUCUCCGCAGGCCGUGGAGUUUCCCCGAUCCAUGGUGCAGAUCGUAACGGCCUGGAACAUACCGAUGCAUCACUGGCUGAAGCGUUACAUUUUCCGCUCAACCAAACGAUCGCUCGGUACGGCAAUGGCGAUCGCCGUCACUUAUGUGGUCUCUUCCCUUCUCCACGGUUUACACUAUCGAUUGUGGGUGACGCUACUCAGUAUCGGGGCCUGGACCUAUGUAGAACAUGAGCUUCGGAAAAAGAUUGCCACCAUCUAUUCGGCUUGCGUGCUUGUUGGACGAUGUCCGAGCCGCUGUACAGCCCAUACGCAUCGAGCGGGAAGCCUCUUCAGCAUCGUCAUAAAUACGCUGUUCUUCUUGCUGAACGUUUUCAAUCUUAUCUACCUCGGAUGUAUCUUCGAACCGACGGAACGAUUGCCUGAGGAAAGCAAACGCGAUCUAUCGAUUUUCGCGCCCUGGGCCGAACUCCACUUCGUCUCGCACUGGGCACUUGCCUUUGCUUAUCUGUUUUUCCUGAUCAUAUGAUCCAUCACUGUGACAGUCGUCUAGUCAAGUACCUUCUGCCUCUCUAUGAUAGCAAAUAUCAGCAGUAGUGUCUUUGUAUGCCCAAUCCUGCCCGAAGGGGAUAUCACUCUCCCAUUUGCCUAUUAAGCCACUGGUCAAUUCAGUAUGUCAAUAAGUGAUCGCGAUAAGUCCAACUCCUACAGUGACAAUGUGAUACAUAUGUGUUGGAAUGCGGCGAAUGGAAGCGUAACUUUUUUAAAACAGUGAUAUAAGCAACAACCAGUAUAUUAGGCAUUCUCAGAAACGCACUCUUUCUUCUUCUGGCAUCUGUCUUUUUGGCUAAAUAAAUAUGCAAUGAA